UCUCUCUCUCUCUCUCUCUCUCUGUGUUUGUGUGUGUGUGUUGGGGGGUAGGGAAAUCUACUGACAGAGGUCGGGGUGUGGAUGCCCCAGGGCCCAGCCCUAGAGGCCUGCGAGAAGACGGCCAGUCCUGUGGUGGUGUGUGUGGGAAACACAGCGGACCUUACCAGCUACUCCUCUCCUUGGGCAGUUUCUAAAUAUUUCUUACAAGACGGAGCCAGGCAAGAACCCUUUUCCUGGCCAGUCCUUACACUUCCUGGGACAGUCUCAGAUGCAAUCUCUUUUAUUCUGGCUCUGCCCCUUUCCUUGUUUGGAGGAGACAUAUUUUGCCUGUGGCCGGCAGGUUUGCCUCAUUCCCAGUGCAGCCGGCCCUGCAUCGUGGCCUUGGGCUGCCCACUGGGACUCUGGACUUUUUCAGACCUGUCUGGGAAACGCAGGGCAGCACACCUUCAGUCUCUGGCGGGUUCUAACUCAAGGCUGUCCUCUUCUCUGGGACCUAUGGGCUCCCUUUACCCCUGUCUCUGCUGUAGCAGCCAUCCCUGGCCUUCACUCCUGCAGGGAGCUGAGCUAGAACCACUGGGAAGUGGUGGUGGAGACAGGCUGUAUGACGCUGAGGCAGGGGUUGGUAGCACACAGGAAGCAGGCCUGGAAUGAGAAAUGAAGAGUUUGCCUCAGAUUUUCUCCAAGUGUGCAUAGGAAGCACCUCCUAUUGAAUAUCUGGGAGUGGAGCCUGGAAUUUUAUUUUUAACAGGCUCUUCAUGUGAUUCCUGUGCCUACAAACAGAGGAACGCCCACUGGGGUCAGGAACUUGGCCUCCAAUCAUUAGACCCCACCAGCCCAGAAGAGGCACAUAUGCAGUACCUGUAUUUGGCACUGACAGCUGGCUGGCGGAGAACUCAUCCAGGGAGAGAAGAGACAAGAGUGAAGUAUGAAAUUUUGAAUAAUGUUUUCAGAUGGUUUGCAUUCACAAUAGACCUCCAAGUUGGGACCCAAGCUGUCAACGGAUCCUACAUUCCUAAAAUCCUGAGUUGCAGGCAUUGAUUUUUUAUUUUUGAAGAUGGAUGAAAGUAUAGAAAUUUCAAGUGAUGGAAAUUCCUUGAUCAAAGCAGUCCAUCAGAGCCGGCUUCGCCUCACAAGACUUUUGCUAGAAGGCGGUGCCUACAUUAAUGAGAGCAACGACCGUGGGGAAACACCUUUAAUGAUCGCUUGUAAGACCAAACAUGUUGAUCACCAGAGUGUCAGUAAAGCCAAAAUGGUUAAAUACCUGUUAGAGAACAAUGCUGAUCCCAACAUACAGGACAAGUCUGGGAAAACUGCUCUGAUGCAUGCUUGCUUAGAAAAAGCUGGUCCCGAAGUUGUUUCUUUGCUCCUCAAGAGCGGGGCUGACCUCAGCUUGCAAGACCAUUCUAGUUACUCGGCUCUUGUUUAUGCUAUAAAUUCGGAAGAUAGAGAGACUCUGAAAGUUCUGCUUAGUGCUUGCAAAGCAAAAGGGAAAGAGGUCAUCAUCAUCACGACAGCAAAAUCGCCCUCUGGGAAGCACACUACCAAACAGUACUUAAAUAUGCCACCUGUGGACAUAGAUGGGAGUCACUCCCCAGCCUCCUGCACCACUCCUUCAGAAGUAGACAUCAAAACAGCCUCGUUGUCACGUUCACAUUCUUCUGAAGCUGAACUGACACUUUAUGGCUUUAAGGAUCGUGAGCUCUCUGGAAGCAGUGAUGAUCCCUGGGACCCAAGCUCCCCUGGGAGGAAGGCUGCUGUGGCCCUUAAUGGGUCCAAGCUACCCCAGGCUCCGCUGUGGCUCAAGAAUACCCCAUCCUUAAUGCACCAGAACAGAGUGGCCUCAUUGCAAGAGGAGCUCCAGGAUAUUACUCCAGAGGAAGAAUUAUCCUAUAAAACCAAUGCGCUGGCAUUUUCCAAGCGAUUCAUCACUAGGCACCAAAGCAUUGAUGUAAAAGACACUGCACAUUUGCUGAGAGCCUUUGAUCAGGCCAGCUCAAGGAAGAUGUCAUAUGAUGAAAUAAAUUAUCAGUCUCCUUUUUCAGAAGGAAAUCAGCAAUGCAUUGAAAUCCCUAUUGACCAGGACCCAGAUUCUACCCAGACAAUAUUUACUUCCACCUUAAGAAGUAUAGUUCAAAAAAGAAACUCGGGGGCAAAUCACUACAGCUCUGAUUCCCAGCUCUCAGCGGGUCUUACCCCUUUAGAAGAUGGCAAAGCACUUACAGGAAAGAAAAAGAUCCUUUCGCCAUCUCCUUCACAAGUGUCAGGCUCCAAAGAAUUGCUGGAGAAUGUGCCUCCAGGUGUCCUGAGCAGGAGAAAUCACGCAGUUCUAGAAAGGCGGGGUUCGGGAGCUUUCCCAUUAGAUCACAAUAUUACUCAAAUCAGACCAGGAUUCCUGCCACCCUUAAAUGUAAAUCCUCACCCUCCCAUAUCAGAUAUCAAUGUCAACAACAAGAUUUGCAGCCUUCUUUCUUGUGGCCAAAAAGUGUUUGUUCCAACAGUUCCUAUUUUCCCUAAAGAAUUGAAAAGUAAAAAAAUGUUGUUGAGGAGACAAUCAUUGCAAACAGAACAAAUUAAGCAAUUAGUAAAUUUUUAAGAGAUGGAUAGAAAACAUGUUUUCUUCAAAUGGCUGUAUCAGAGAAAUAUGGAAUUAGAGAAGAAAUCAUAAAUGUUCAUCCUUUUAAAUCUUUUAAUUGGUUAGUCCAUAAUGGUUAGGCAGAUCAAAAUGUAAUGUGUGUUAUAUUGUCACCAUGAACACACAAAUAAUAUCUAAUUUCUGCUAAGGAAAUUAUCUCAAGCGAAAUGACAGCUAUUUUUCUUAAAACCUCCAAUAUUUAACAACCUUCAUGUGGUCCAAAUUUGUCAUUUAAGCAAAAAUCAUGUCCAGGCAAGUUGGCUUAUGCCAGUAAUCCACUCUGGGAGGCCAAGGCAGGAGGAUUGCUUGAGCUCAGGAGUUUGAGACUAGCCUGAGCAAGAGCGAAAACCCUGUCUCUUUAAAAAAAUAAAUAAGUAAACAAAAGUCAGCAAAGAAAGAAGGCCACAUAUGUUGGAGAUAAUUUUUUUUUAAUUUCAGAUUGGCUACAUAUUUUAUUAGGAAACAGUUUUUAAGUCAAUAAUUUUUUUUAACAUUUCAAGUCAAUAAAUAAGAUUGUAAUUUACUAUGAUCCCAAAAGCAUAACAGAAAACUCUAACAGCGAUAAAAUGUUCUAGGAUCUAUAAACCUAAGCUCCAAAGAAAGAAUGAACUAAUUCUUAAAAAAUGUUGACUGCAGGUAGGUAAAAAUCUAAUUAAAAUUUUUAAAGUUUAAACGCCAUAGUAGAAUGGACAACUACAAUAUUCGUGGUAUCAGCUUAAUCAGUGUCAAACUGGCAGGUCAGAGUUUUACAAGCUACUAAUAAUAUGUGCCUAGUCCUAUUGUUUGUAUGCUGUUUUUUGCUUUUUUUGUUGUUGUUUUAAAUAAACUCACCUAUAAGGUUAUCAUAUGGAAUUAUUCUUUCUCCAUAUCUUUUAAUUCCUAUUAUUACUUUUGAAAAACAAUCCAUAGGUUUCCAGUAGCAAGGUAAUAUAAUACAAAAGUUAAAAAGCAUUCCUCUUUACUUAUAUCAAAUUAUUCUUGUCUUUCAAAAGAAACAAUCAAAAAAAGUUUGAGAUUUAUCACAAAUAGAAACUAAGUGCUUGCUUUGCUUUUAAAAGUAAAACUGAUUAGUUUAGCUAAAAUUUAAAAAGCCAAUAGAAAAUCACAAAAUAUUCAGUCAAUAUUAAGUGAUAUCUUUUUAUUUUGGAUAUGUAGUUAUUAGACAUUUAUAUAAUAAGGAUAUAUAAUGAUAAUUUCCUUAAUGUGACAUUCCAAUCAUCUAGUAUUUUAGGACCUGUGAAUAACUUCUAACAAAAUAAAUGAAUACCAUGCUACUAUUAUAAAAUAUAAAAUAACUAAAUUAUCUAUAUAACUUCAAGGUAUGGUGUUUAUACAAAGAAUCCUUAUUUCAACCUAGCAGUUUCUCAACAAAGAAUAAAUCAGACUAUAUAAAUCCUGAGUGUAUUAAUUUGAUGAUUGUCAUAUAUAAUAUUUUUUGCCUUCUGUGAGUAGAGGUGAUCCUAAUAUUUGGUGUAAUGCUUUUCCUAGUUAUUUGAUAUAAGUUGUAAUGUACAUAGUAAUUAUUUAAUUAUUUGUGGCUUUUAUUUUAAAAAGUAAUUGCAGGUUUUUCCAUUUAAUGUUUUGAAGAACAUAAUAUUAAUUACAUUGGAAAUAUUUUUUGAUUCAUAACUUAGAAUUGUAUCUGAUGUUUAUAUGGGUAGCUAAAUGCCUUCUGCAAGUUUAAUAUUGAGAAAAACAGUUAAUUUCAAGUUGUAAGGAUACAGUUUGGAAGAAUAUGUAAAUGGAUUAGUUCAUAAAAUGAUACCAAUAAAGAUUUAAAAUAUCA
Molecule: messenger RNA, 4418 nt
Organism: Microcebus murinus (gray mouse lemur)
Lineage: Eukaryota; Metazoa; Chordata; Mammalia; Primates; Cheirogaleidae
Source: RefSeq, a predicted model, not a curated record